Molecule: messenger RNA, 2307 nt
Organism: Python bivittatus (Burmese python)
Lineage: Eukaryota; Metazoa; Chordata; Lepidosauria; Squamata; Pythonidae
Gene: DPEP1
Product: dipeptidase 1
Biological process (GO): proteolysis
Cellular component (GO): plasma membrane
Molecular function (GO): metallodipeptidase activity
Source: RefSeq, a predicted model, not a curated record
UGGGUGGAUCCCGUUCCGGGCACUCCCCGGGUGAUCCUUGCCACUCCACUUGCAUAAGAAGAUCCCCUGGAGGAAACACUUGAGAGUCUCAAGGAAGUCUGCCGAUCCAGAUCCUCCUUGGCCCAGGAUGCUGCUGCUGCUGCUGCUGCUGUGGGUGCCUUACCUCGCCCCUGCUUGGCUCCCCCUCUGCUCGGCAGAAGUGUAUCAGCUGGAGGCAGCCAGGAUAAUGAAUACCACACCUGUGGUAGAUGGUCACAACGAUCUACCCUGGCAGUUGCUGAAAAAAUUCAACAACCAGCUAUCUUUGAAGUCGGCCAGUUUGUAUGAGCUGGAAGGCACUCAUACCAAUAUUGCCAAGCUGCGUCUCGGGCGUGUGGGGGCACAGUUCUGGGCAGCCUACGUGCCCUGCGACACCCAGAACAAAGACGCAGUAAAGCGAACCCUGGAGCAGAUCGAUGUCAUCCAUCGAAUGUGCCACCAAUACCCAGAUGACUUUGAGUGUGUCACUGACGGUGCAAGUAUCCAGAAGACUUUUGGCACUCGCCGUGUGGCCAGCCUAAUUGGCGUGGAGGGGGGGCACUCCAUCGACAGCAGCUUGGCCGUCCUGCGCACCUUCUAUCUGCUGGGCGUGCGCUACAUGACCCUCACCCACAGUUGUAACACUCCCUGGGCUGAUAACUGGCUGGUAGAUACAGCCGAAGAGCAGCCAGUUCACAAUGGUCUGACGGAAUUUGGGAAGCGUGUGGUCCACGAGAUGAACCGCUUAGGCAUGAUGGUUGAUUUGUCCCACGUCUCUGUGGAAACGAUGAAGGCUGCCUUAAGUAUCUCCAGGGCCCCGGUGAUAUUCAGCCACUCCUCGGCGUAUGCAAUUUGCUCAAACAAACGGAACGUACCAGACGACGUGCUCCGCCGAGUGAAUGAGACACGCAGCCUUGUAAUGGUCAACUUCUACAAUGACUACGUCUCUUGCAGCACCAGUGCCACCCUGGCCCAGGUAGCAGACCACAUGGACUACAUAAAGCGUAUUGCUGGAGCAAAGUCUGUCGGCAUCGGAGGAGACUACGAUGGGGUGCCCAGAGUCCCUCUUGGCUUAGAGGACGUCUCCAAAUACCCAGACUUAAUUGCAGAACUGCUGAGGAGGAAAUGGACAGAGGAGGAAGUGAAGGAUGCCCUGGCCAACAAUCUCUUGCGGGUGCUGCGGGAAGUGGAGAAGGUGCGGGAUGAGAUGGCUUACGAAAGAGUUGCUCCUGAUGACGCACCCAUUGCCUUCCAGGAACUGGAAGGAGGAUGCCGAACGUACUAUGGGUACUCCAACCAAGGACACCAUCCCAGGGUUUUGCCUGCCGUGUUCCUACUGUUAUUGUUCUCCAUGCUAAUCUAACAGAAGCCCCAGGAUCUCUUUCCUUGUCAACUAUGAGGAUCCUUCAGGGUUCGGAAAGGAGAGGCACUGUUGCAUCCUACUCCUAUCACACCCCAAAUUUUGCUGAGGCACUUUUGCCCAAUUCUUUGCCUAUCUCUUAUUACCUCCCUUAACUUAUUGCCAGUUUCUUGAGGCCAAAACACCCCUGGAGCCUCAAUCAGUUCUCCUUCCCUAAUGGGAACAUCAUGAACCCUUCAAAGCACUUGCUAGACAUCUUGUUUCCUCUGCAGGUAAUGGGAGCGUGCUUAAUGCUGGACAGGCACGGUGGAGCCUAGAGAGCGACACCCUACAGAGCAGAGAUUAGAGAGGAAGGGAUUACGAGAGAAUAAGCAGGCACACAAUGGGCAAUACACCGAGCUGUUUGUGUAGCGCCCUUGGGGCUGCCAGUGCCACCACAUUGCUUUCGAUGUGUAUUUCCCACUGCGUGCCUGCUUACUCUCUUGUAGUCCCCUCCCCUCCAAUGAAUACCAAUACAAACAUUAAUUCCCUUCUUGCUAAUUAUCCCAGCGCUGGGGUGGAGCAGAUGGAGGGGAACAAAGACAAAGAUGUGAAACUGACCACGGGUGCCAGUCCUGAGCAGCUGUCCCAGCACUGCAGGGGCCGGCGUUCCAACGGGCAGGGCCUGGGGAAAUGUGCAGUCAGGGCCUUGUGAUUUCCUACUUAGCCACCAUUUCACUUAGCGACUGAGUUGCUGGUCCCAGUUGUGGUCCAUUACCCAGGCAAGGAGGGCUGAAACGUUUUUUAAGCCCUGAGAAAGGAAGUAACAUCUGGAAGUGGCUCAGGCAGACACCUCCCUGAUUCACGGGGGUAUUAGGACAGGAAGUACAGAACAAUCAAACUUGCAAAAUUCUCUGAUUAUCGCUAAUGUCAAUAAAAAAUAAUUCUAG